Pyricularia grisea is the source of this 240-nucleotide messenger RNA. RefSeq lists its product as uncharacterized. Lineage: Eukaryota; Fungi; Ascomycota; Sordariomycetes; Magnaporthales; Pyriculariaceae. Bases 1 to 240 code for a protein of 79 amino acids. The record is from RefSeq and is a predicted model, not a curated record. The transcript is spliced from 3 exons.
AUGUAUACGGACGGAUUUGAUUCAGCUGCCCCAGGUGGUGCAAAUGGUUGGCCAUUGCAAAGGAUCCCAAUGGUUGCCCCAUUCUUCGGUUGCCUCCUCGGCGGCUUCAUCUACGACGCAUUCCUGUACACUGGCGAGAGUCCCAUCAACACGCCGUGGAUGGGCCUCAAGCGCCUGACGCAGCCGCGCCGGGACGUCUGGUCAAACACCUACCAGCGCAAGGAGAUCAGCAAUGUCUAG